Messenger RNA from Polyodon spathula (Mississippi paddlefish), 3500 nucleotides. Its product is annotated as transmembrane channel-like protein 7. The transcript has 17 exons. Gene Ontology annotation, molecular function: mechanosensitive monoatomic ion channel activity. The coding region runs from base 144 to 2435 and encodes 763 amino acids. Gene Ontology annotation, cellular component: plasma membrane. NCBI's taxonomy places the organism in Eukaryota, Metazoa, Chordata, Actinopteri, Acipenseriformes, Polyodontidae. The record is from RefSeq and is a predicted model, not a curated record.
GAGCAGAGACCGCAGACUGAAUACCUGGGCACCGCAACAGGAAAAAUAGGCUUUUUUUUUUUUUUUACACACAUCGGAAAACUCAUAGAAACCGACCUAUACUUCGAUUGACCCUAGUCUGCCACAGCACCAACCCAGACAGGAUGGAGUCCGACGGGGCUGUGUUCCACUCAAACACUGUCAGCAGUCCGGUCAGUAUUCCCAGUAACCCGCUGCUGGACCAGCUGCCCAGUUACCAGUCUCUGCUGUACCGCAGGAAGCCGUCAGCAGGGGGCAGUGGGCGGGAUCGCAGAAGGAGCACCUCUCGACAGCGAGUGGGAUCAUCCUCCAGCAGCAGGUGGGCGGGGUUCAGCACAGAGGCAAGGCUCCCAGACCCCACCCAACAACGGCCAGUCCGAGAACUACCAGUAAACAUGAAGGAGAAGCGGCGCCUGGCCAGAUUGAGCUCACCAUUCAGAAAGAAUAACAGUCCAGAGACACCUGAUGACACUAUGAAAGAAAGGGAGGAGCGACUAGAGCAGAGUAAAGACCUGAGCAGGUGGGAGCAGUUUCACCUGAGGAGACUACGAUCCUGGAGGCGAUUCAAAGACGAGAGCCACGAGGUGCUGUUAACAUUGCAGCUCUGGAGAAAAGACAUCCACACUAUAGAAGGUAAAUUUGGUACUGGAAUACUGUCGUACUUCUCAUUCUUGAGAUUCCUAGUCCUUUUGAACUUUGUGAUGUUUAUCCUGAUAUUCGGCUUCAUCACCCUGCCAGUUGUCAUCUCCUCAUAUGGAGUUGGAAACAGCACCUACAGCUACACAGAAGUAAGCGAUUGCACAACGUACCCUAGCAGCUCACGCCAAGGCCUGGUGAUCUUCCAUCAAUACAUAAUAGACCUGCUCUCAGGAACGGGUUUUCUGGAGCAAACAUACUUGUUCUAUGGCUUCUAUAGAGUCAGUACUGUGCACUUCACCAAGUUCAUUUACAAUGUUCCUCUGGCCUACCUGCUAGUGACCAUCGGCUACCUCUUACUCAGUCUUCUCUGGAUUGUUAAAAGAUCCGUGGAGGGGUUCAAACAGAAUCUGGUCCAGGAUGAAGAUCACUUCCAAAGCUUCUGCAACAAGAUUUUUGCUGGCUGGGAUUUUUGCAUCACAGAUGAGAGUGCUGCUCGGCUGAAACACAGCAGUCUGCAGUACGAGCUGAAGACAGACCUUGGGGAGGAGAGGAUCAAGCAGAAGAUUGCAGAGCGGACUCGCGCAGAGAGGGGCCGCAUCUACCUGCUCAGACUGGUCCUCAAUCUAUUCGUUUUGGGAGUACUGGCAGGCUGCUUCUACGCCAUCUACAGAGCCACCAUUUACUCUCAGCAGGUAAAACCCCAAAACUUUAUACUCGACCUGAUCAUGGAGUACCUGCCCUCCAUUGUCAUCACUCUAGCCAACUUCAUCACCCCGCUGAUCUUCGAUGUGAUCAUCCAGUUUGAGGACUACACCCCUGCCUUUGAGAUCCGCUUCACGCUCAUGAGGUGUGUAUUUGUCAGGCUGGCCAGUAUCGGGGUCCUGCUCUUCUCCCUCUGGUCCCAGAUCACUGACUGUGUGGAGCCCUGCCCUUGCGGGUACAACCACAAGCUCUACCCAUGCUGGGAGUCCCGUGUUGGCCAGGAGAUGUACAAACUCAUGAUAUUUGAUUUUAUCAUCAUUGCAGCUGUCACAAUAUUUGUAGAGUUUCCAAGAAAACUCAUCGUGACGCACUGCCCGUGUGCGCUGACGCAGUGGUGGGGUCAGCAGGAGUUUGCCAUCCCACAGAACGUGCUGGAGAUUGUUUACGGCCAGACAAUCUGCUGGAUCGGAGCAUUCUACUGCCCCCUGCUGCCUGCCAUUGGUACCAUCAAGUAUUUCAUCAUCUUCUACAUCAAGAAGGUCUCUCUGAUGCAGAACUGCCGCCCGUCGACUCGCCCUUUCCGGGCCUCCAGCUCCAACUUCUUUUUCCUGGCUGUGCUGCUGAUCGGCCUAGCAGUGGCCUGCGUGCCUGUGGGAGUGAGCAUUGCAGAGAUCAACUCCUCCAAGGCAUGUGGCCCCUUUGUGAACUACACCACCUCGUGGGCAGUGGUGCCUGACACCAUAGACCAACUGCCCCCCGGCCUGCGCUCCUUCGUCCUUGGUAUCGGCUCUGAGGCCUUUGCUGUGCCCUUCUUCGUGGUCGUCUGCAUGGUCAUGUUUUACUUCAUCGCCCUGGCCGGAGCGCACAAGCGCGUUGUGAACCAGCUGAGAGAGCAGCUCGUCAUGGAGGGGCGAGACAAGCGCUUCCUUAUCCAGAAGCUGUACCAGGCUCAGAAAGAGUCCUGGAUGUCUCCACACCACAGAUCAGGUUCAGGAAUCAGCCAGCCAAGGGGGUCAGACCAGCUGUCAGGGGUGUUCCUGGAGCAGCACACAGGGGCCAAUAUGACACACGCCUGACGCAGAGACACAGACUGGCACGAAUACUGCCCUGGCACACAGCAAUAGAACAGAACACAUGGGCGGUUUUGUGCUGAUGCAAGACAGACUCUUUAUUCACUUGUUACAAUUUCUCUUAAAGGUUUCUUGGGCCAAUCUACCUGUCUGUACUAUUGAAACUGAAAAGCAUGUCCUGGAUAUCCAUGGCUACAAGUCUUAAAGUAUCUUGCUGCAAGCCAGCUUUUUUUAAAUGGGGCUAAAAAUGCAAUAUAUAAAUAUUGUGGCCUUUAUGCCAUCUGACACUAUGUGGUCACCUGGCCAGUUUUUAUAGGAAUACUAAUUUAGGUCAUUCUUCCACAGCUGCUCAGAAUAUAUAAGUAUUUGUUUAAUUGUUUCAAAAUUAAACUCCUUUUUUUUAACACUUGAUUGAGUUGAAACAGAACAGAGUUAUAGAAAGCUGGUCUUGCCAUUACAAAGCUAGUAAUCUGCUUUUUGGUGACGUUGAAGCUGAAUGUUUAUUUCUACCUUUUGUCUAGUCCAUUCUGACCCACGCCUGGCAAGCCAGUGACUCUCUUCUCUUGCUCUUUCAAAGAUGCUUUUUUAUUUUGUGUAUGUACCAUAUUCCUUUAAAUUUAUGACACACUUUUUUACCAAUUUUUUCUUCAAAAAAAUGGCUUGCGUCCUGAAAUUCAAGUACAUUAUAGUGAUGGUUGUAUUAAAAUCGCCAACCAAAGAUAUGACUGCCCAAGUACACAAACAGCAACAUGACUGACUGGCAGUUGAUGGGUUCUCUAGUAGUUAUCCUGCAAAAAGGACGCUGUCCUCCUCAAUGUAAACAAAGCAAUCUUUCGCUCAGCGCCCGCCUCUGUAGCUCUGUAGUAGCCUCAAACUGGCACUGCUGUGUUAAGCAGGUGUAGGCUCCCUGGGCACGCCCCCCCGGUCAACUAGGACCGGGAAAGCCUUCCUUUGUUCCACAGCAGCAGCGUUUUGUUAUUAGGCUCAAUUCUAAUCAGACCCCUGUAUUUGUCUACUUGCCAAGCAAUACCACAGUUCACAAAAAGGAGAAAGACGUGUGCAAGUAAUCAC